AGAUUUCAUGCAUUUGGUACAAAAUUAAUAUACAUUAAUAAAAAAUGACGGAAGAGGCUGAUUUUAGUGACCAAAUAGUUGAUGGAAAGAACAAAUCAAAUGUGCGCUGCCAGUUCUGCAAUAGUUUGAUGCUCAAGGCUCAGGAGGGCACCUUCAGCGCGGAGGAAGUGGAAGUGCCCCUGAUGAUGCAAAAACAGGACAGAACGGCGGACAGUCUAAACAGCGAGCCCUUGAAGGACUUCUGGCUGGUGAAGGACAUGAUGACGUUCGAGAAUAUAGGAUUCUCCCACACAGUGGACGGCAGGAAGUUCCUGGUUUGCGCGGACUGCGAGCGAGGACCCGUUGGCUAUCAUGAUCUGACCACCCGCCACUGUUUCCUGGCCCUCAAGAGGGUGGUCCACAAGGACUCUUAGAACCC
Messenger RNA from Drosophila takahashii, 418 nucleotides. RefSeq names its product RAB interacting factor STRAT (gene strat). The record is from RefSeq and is a predicted model, not a curated record. Gene Ontology annotation, cellular component: membrane; cytosol. Gene Ontology annotation, biological process: small GTPase-mediated signal transduction; post-Golgi vesicle-mediated transport. Gene Ontology annotation, molecular function: zinc ion binding; guanyl-nucleotide exchange factor activity. NCBI's taxonomy places the organism in Eukaryota, Metazoa, Arthropoda, Insecta, Diptera, Drosophilidae.